CGAAAACACCUCUUGCAGGCUCCUGUACUCCAGGUAGUCUAUGCCAGCACCAUAAAAGACCGCUACCUGUUUCUUUUCAGCGAUCUACUACUGAUUUGCAAACCCAUUAUGGACGAGAGCAUAAUUGUCAGCAGUCCGAUCAAUCCAGACAGCGAGAGUCGGAGUAGGUUCAAAUCUACAGAGAGUAGCCUUUUUCAAAUAAAAAACAUUGUCGAACUGGCCCAGAUGACACUGUUUCUCUCGCGCGAGGACCAGCCUUCUUUUGAUAAUCGACAUUCGAUGAAUAAUAGUCCUGGUGCAACUGGCUCAGGAAUGCAUCCAAUGCUGGUGACUGCCUUGCGCAAAUUUCAAACCAGUGCCGAAUCCGGCGUUGCAUACCUGAUCGAUAAAAAUGUACUCAUUCAAGAACCCCUCAGUAUUGCCGGUUUUCUAUUCAAGACCCCUGAUCUCAGCCGCCGGCAGCUGGGCUACUAUCUUUCGGACCGAAACAACAACGAUAUUUACGAAGCAUUUUUGAAUUGUUUCAGACUGGUUGGUCUGCGGCUCGACGAAGCUCUAAGAAUCCUCUUGACAACCUUUAGAUUACCUAGUCAAUGGGAAAACAUAGAGUACAUCAUUGAACAGUUUGCCAAAAAAUGGCAUGAUGCCAACCAGAACGUGAUCAAGUUCCAUGAAGACAUGGUUGUCAAAGUCAUUGUGGCCAUGUUGUUCUUAAAUGCCGAGAUAUGUGUUGCGUUUGAGCCGCUGCACUACAUCACCUCUGUGCGCACAAAGGGGUCACGCCGUCCGACUGUCGAGGAUUUUCUGGAGCGGUGGAAGUACUAUGAUCAGUACGAGCUAGUCGAGGCUGAGUUCCUCGAAGAGAUGUAUCGAUCAAUUGUGGCCGAGCGACUUGAGACCGGGUGGGAUACGCGACCUGGAAAGACUGAGGAGCAAGAAACUGACAUAGUGAUUACGGUGGACGCAAAUCAGCUCCCUUCCCGUCUGACAAGAAAUGUGCCGUGCUUGCCGAUCCGGAUAUCGAUCCCCAGCCCGGAUCCUGGACUGCAGAUCAAAUUGCGUGGCCAAGACCUGCUUUGCCAGCCAAAUAUCCUGGAUUUCAGUCAAUCGGCCGUUCAAUCGUUCACGGUGACGGGGCACACGCUUGGAAGGACAAGUCUGAUGUUUAUCAAGUCGGGCUUUAACGCGGGACGUUAUGUCAGUCCGACUUUGCCGCGUACCAAGAGUAUUGUAGUCGAACGGCUCUUUAUGCGCUACACGUUCCAGAUUGGGUUC
Phycomyces blakesleeanus NRRL 1555(-) is the source of this 1275-nucleotide messenger RNA. RefSeq lists its product as hypothetical. The record is from RefSeq and is a predicted model, not a curated record. The transcript has 3 exons. Lineage: Eukaryota; Fungi; Mucoromycota; Mucoromycetes; Mucorales; Phycomycetaceae. The annotation marks the transcript as partial. Gene Ontology annotation, biological process: regulation of ARF protein signal transduction. Gene Ontology annotation, molecular function: guanyl-nucleotide exchange factor activity.